Messenger RNA from Lycium ferocissimum, 933 nucleotides. Its product is annotated as receptor like protein 21-like. Gene Ontology annotation, molecular function: protein binding. The record is from RefSeq and is a predicted model, not a curated record. Lineage: Eukaryota; Viridiplantae; Streptophyta; Magnoliopsida; Solanales; Solanaceae. Bases 1 to 933 code for a protein of 310 amino acids. The transcript is spliced from 3 exons.
AUGAUCAAAUUAGAUGAUGCAGACAAAGGCGAGAUCGAAUAUAUGAGACCAAUCGUAGGAGCCCAUGUUACGUAUAAUGAUUCAAUAGGGUUAGUAAUAAAAGACCAUGAAACUGAGCUAGAAAGAAUUGCUACAAUUCUGACAGCCAUAGAUCUAUCAAGCAACCAGUUUGAAGGUGUGAUUCCGAUAACAGUAAAGGAUCUUGGCUCACUUUGGCUAAUCAAUUUGUCCCAUAACAAUCUCAAAGGUGAUAUUCCAAUGGAACUCGGGCAAUUGAAUACGCUUGAAGUGCUAGAUCUCUCUUGGAAUCAUCUUACUGGAAAGAUACCACAAGAAUUGACAGGAAUAAAAUUUCUGGCGAAGUUAAACCUCUCUCAAAAUCUUCUCGUUGGACACAUUCCUUGUGGUCCACAAUUCAACACAUUUGAAAAUGACUCGUAUGGGGGCAACCUUGAUUUAUGUGGUCCUCCUUUAUCAAAGAAAUGUGGAACAAGUGAUCCAUCGGAUGUUCCUCAACAAUUGGAUUCCGAAGACGAAGAAGAAUACGAGUCAUAUUUCGCAAGUGGAUUUACCCUGGGAAUCAAGGCUGCUAUAUUGAAGUCAAAGAAGUUUUAUGGACCUAUAAGUGCUUCCCAGACUAACUUUUGCUUUCCCAAGUUGCGUAUUUUUGAUCUUUCUCAUAACGAAUUCAGUAGCUCACUGUCUGCAAAAGUUUUUGGAAACUUCAGAGCAAUGACCAGAUUACGUGGCGCAAACAAAGGGAAAUUGAAUAUGCUUGAAGUUCUAGAUCUCUCUUGGAAUUGGCUCACUGGAAAGGUACAGCAAGAACUGGCCGUCUUAAACCUCUCCCAAAAUCUUCUUGUUGGAAACAUUCCUCGAGGUCCACGAUUCAACACAUUUGAAAAUGACUCGUAUGGUGGCAACCUUGAUUAA